AAGGCCAGUACGAUAUAAAGACCUUAGGGGGCUGGUAAAAAGAUGAAGUGCACUGGCUUUCUAAUCCUCCUGGUGGUCCAGCUUGCCUGGAAUGACCGCGUUCUGGCAAUAGAAACUGCCUUUGAUAUCUGGAGUAAAUUUGGAGACGGUGGAGCUCUGCCCAAUGAUCCAGAAAGGCUAAACGAAAAAGGUAUUUCGGUUCUGAAUCCAACUAACGACCUGCAAAACAAGAAUGAAGGAACGAUAACGCAAUUGAGGAAUCUUCUUGACAAUUAUGUGACGAAAUUAUUAUCCGAUUUACCCAAUACUCGGAAAAAGAAAAGGAGACAAGGCCUGCAGGAAUCACUGCAAGCUCUAACUGGUUUAAGUUUGAGCAUAUCGCCAUUGCUAAAAAUCCUGACGAACAUCAAGAACCAGGAGGAGCAACUUGUCUCGAAACUUAAUGUCCAGGAGGAAUGGAAGUUCUGGGCUGCCGCAAAGGUUUCGAGAGUUCAGGAGUCGACUAAAGGUCUUAGAACUGCUGAGGCUGUUUCCAUCACUGAAAACUUAAACAGUCGCUACGGCCUUCGAUUGCGUAAUUGUGUUGGUCUGUUUAUCUGGAAUCAGAUUCGGUUUAACUUGGACUUGGAAAGUUCUAUAAAUGGCCUGCAAAAUCAAACGGGGCAGUUGAUCGAUGUCACUGAAGGCUGUUCCAGAGUCAAGCCGAGAACAUGCCGCCGGGACGUCAGAAGAGCUAUCGAUGGCAUCCAGAAUGCUCCACAGAAUCUGCUGAACUUGCGGACUAAAGGCCAUCAGUUGGAGGACAUCCAAAGGCAAAGUAAUCAGUGUGUCGAUAAAACUGUUAAGGAAUACACUGAGGAGCGCGUCGAAGUAGAACGACAGCUGGAGGAUAUAAUUGAGGAUUAUCGUGAGAGUGAAACAUUCACCAAAUAGGUCGGGAAAUAUACAUUUUAAAUCAAAUAUUAUUUCAUUAGUCACUGGCGAACAUAUAGCAGACACAGCACACAAGCAGGAACCCUUCGCACCAAUUAUUAUAGAAACAAAUAAAUAAAUAUUAAAUCCAUUAAAUAUCUUUCAUGGAAAUGAUGCAGCAAAUGAAAAA
Molecule: messenger RNA, 1102 nt
Organism: Drosophila simulans
Lineage: Eukaryota; Metazoa; Arthropoda; Insecta; Diptera; Drosophilidae
Exons: 1
Coding region: 43-933 (296 amino acids)
Source: RefSeq, a predicted model, not a curated record